Messenger RNA from Dacryopinax primogenitus, 1248 nucleotides. RefSeq lists its product as uncharacterized. Gene Ontology annotation, molecular function: RNA polymerase II cis-regulatory region sequence-specific DNA binding; DNA-binding transcription factor activity, RNA polymerase II-specific. Bases 1 to 1248 code for a protein of 415 amino acids. Gene Ontology annotation, cellular component: nucleus. The record is from RefSeq and is a predicted model, not a curated record. The transcript has 9 exons. NCBI's taxonomy places the organism in Eukaryota, Fungi, Basidiomycota, Dacrymycetes, Dacrymycetales, Dacrymycetaceae. Gene Ontology annotation, biological process: mitotic cell cycle; positive regulation of transcription by RNA polymerase II.
AUGCCCAAAGCUAUUGGGUACCCGGGCUCGUCUGACAAUGAACCCCGAACCCGGCGGUUCUGGACCAAAGCCGAGGACGCCUCGCUUCGGUCCGCCAUCCAUAAAGUCGAGGGGAGCAUCACCGGUCAGCCCAGUCACUGGUGCCUGAUUGCAGAGCAGGUGCCAGGGCGCACCAACAAGGACUGCCGCAAGAGGUGGUUUGGGAAGAUGGAGCGGGCGGUGAAUCGGGGAAAGUGGUCACCCGAAGAAGACCACUUGCUCCUGAAGACGGUCCAGACAUACGGAACCUCAUGGUCUUUGGUUGCAUCUAUCGUGAAGGCGCGAAGCGUGGAUCAAUGCGCCAAGCGAUGGACGGACGUGGUCAACCCCGAAAUAGAUCACUCGCCCUGGAACCCUGAGGAGGAUCAAUUGCUCCUGAAGGGAGCGAAAGAACAUGGUCACACAUGGGCGGAAAUUGCGCUUGUGUCUUUGCCGCGUCGCAGUGGUAUGGCGGCCAAGAAUAGAUACCAUGUAUUGCGAAGAGCCGAGAAGAAAAUGGAAAAGAAGAAAGCGGGGCAAAAGAGCGCCCCUGCUCUAGUUGGACCGACAACAUCGUCUACCGAGCAAACGGACGAAACCACUCUCCCUCAGUCGACCCCAUCGUGCUCUGCCCAAAGGAACCACCAACCACUCACCACUCACCAUGUUGCCACUGGGAGGAGGAAAAAGGCAGCAAGCUCGCCAACGUUUGCUUCGCUCCCCCAGUCGAGUCGUCCAUCCCUCCAUGCUGCCGCAGACCACGUCAGGUAUGACGACCGACUCCCACAACCCCACUACCAGACUAGUCAAGAACGGCUCACGUACCCUGCUCAUACCGCGUUUAUCAAGCGAACGACCAGACCGCUACCGGAUCUUCCCUACUUCGAAGCAGUUGGCGAGACGUCGACGGUCACGAUCGAUAUGGUCGACACGGCUAUCACGCUCCACCUGCGGUGGCUACACCUUCCCACUGUGCCCUCCCCACACCGCCGGUCUCUUUCCCUCUCCCAUAUGGCUCAAGCCCGCCCCAGCAGCACGCAGGUACUAGUAGCGCGUACUGGGCAGCGGUGUUACCCGCCGAUAAUCGACUACCGCCUCCCAGGGCACCCGAACCCUCCUUGUCAAGGCCGUCGUACCCCUCACGCUACCAACCGAGCUCAUCCAACCAACCGAGCUCAUCCUCCAUUCCCUACCAGAGGACAUCAUAUCCCGGCUCCUCCUAUUAUGUAA